Messenger RNA from Python bivittatus (Burmese python), 2345 nucleotides. It is a transcript of the gene DCDC2B, whose product is annotated as doublecortin domain containing 2B. Lineage: Eukaryota; Metazoa; Chordata; Lepidosauria; Squamata; Pythonidae. Gene Ontology annotation, biological process: intracellular signal transduction. The record is from RefSeq and is a predicted model, not a curated record. Gene Ontology annotation, cellular component: microtubule organizing center; microtubule.
UAAAAGCUUCACUCUGCACUGCGGGGUUCAUGGCAUAUUUCGCCCAAGAACUUUCACUUGAGUUGGGCAAACCUGGCUUAGCCCCAGGCACAUGCACUGGAUCGAGCUGAGGCAGAAGAGUAAAUUGGAGCAGAAGAUUGUCUUUGUAGUCCCACCUUCAUUACUUCACUACCUCUGACCUCACGGGUAACAUGAUGGGCAUGAAAAAAACAGUUGCAUCCCUAACCCCUUAUUAGGGCUGCCGUUGCCGCCUCCAGUACCAAAAGAAAUGCUAGUUGUGCUCCUGUUGACGGGUGUUCUGCUCUUGUUAUUAAACAGACUCAUAAAGGAAGUAUUUCUGCCACGGACACACCCUAGUCUAGUGUGGACUGUGCAUGUCUAAUGAAGUCUUUCAUCAAGCAGAGGGCACUCCCUCUCACACCUUGUUGAACUGGCAGCUAUGGAAACGGCAGAGCUCUCAUCUCAGAAGACAGCCUGGUGCACUCAGACGGAAAAAGUUGGGUCAUUCGCCUUCAGAGGCCCCCAAAAGUGCCCUUCCAUCCUCUGUCAGGGAGCUUUCCCAGACAAGCAGCCUGGUGUCUGCGGACCAGGAGAGAUGAGCUCGGGGACCGUGGCAGUGGCGCCCCUUGCUAAGAACGUGGUGGUCUUUCGCAAUGGGGACCCCUUUUUUCUCGGACGGAAAUUUGUGGUGAGCCAGCGCCGGUUCCUGACCUUUGAGGCCUUUCUGAAUGAGGUGACCAGCACCAUCCAAGCCCCAGUGGCCGUUAGGAGCAUAUACACGCCCCGACAGGGUCAUCGCAUCACGGAGCUAAGCGAAUUGCAGAACGGUUGCCAGUACGUGGCUGCAGGAUUUGAACGGUUCAAAAGGCUCGACUAUGUAAACCCUGGAAUGAAGCAGCUGAACAAGCACCAGAAAAAGAACGGAGUGCGGAACUAUCCAGGUAUUCCUCAGAAGGCAACGGUUGCAGCAGGAUGGAGGCGGCAAACAAACCUUCCCUGUGUUAUCCACGUUUUCCGCAACGGCGACUUGCUGAGCCCCCCCUUCCGAAUGAUCCUAAGCAGAAGCACCCUGCAGGAAUGGAACAUCGUCCUCAACCUCUUGUCAGAAAAGGCAAAUCUGCGCACCGGAGCUGUGAGGAAGCUCUGCACACUGAAUGGCGACCUCAUCUCCAGGGGCGAGGAGCUGGUGAACGGCGACUAUUAUGUGGCCGUGGGGCUGGAGAAAUACAAAGAUUUGCCUUACUUUGAACUGCUGGUACCCCCCAAAAUGGUUCAUCGUCCCUUUCGGAACUUUCCUACUAACAGAAGAAGGAACUACAAUCAGGGGUUUGGUGAGUUCCAGGUGGCUUCCCAAGAUGGAAGCAGCGACUCGGCACUCCUUGAACCAGCACAACAGGGCUUCCAGCUGAAACUUCGGCGGGUGCACUCCACAGGGAUUGUGCCAACAGGAAACAGUCCAAAUGCUUCUGAGUCCAAGCCAAGCAAGAAACUUCCUCACCAAGAUAAAGCAACAUCCAUCUUCCAUGCCAAGCCAAGCCAGGUCGGGCAAGUUAGCCAGAUCUCCGGCGACUAUUCUGCCCAAGAAAAUGGAAGUGUUUAUAAAAUGAAAGGGGCAAGGCAGGAGACGGCAGAUGCGCAGGAAAUAGGAGAAGAUGAAGACACGCAGGUGGAAUUUCCUAUAGACCAGAAAGCUGCAGAGAUUGUGGAAGAGGAAGUUAUACCAAAGACUAAAGGAUGGCCAUCCAAGAAGACUGAGCACGGUGAUAAGCUCUACACAGAGGAGGAAGCGACACAGAAGCUUCAUUUGCAACCAGCUAGGAGCAGCUCUUCUGGAUCUGAGAAAUGACUCUAAUGAAACAGACCCAGCAAGGUUUUUCCUGCUGGGUGGAGUGUCUUGAAUCAAAUGUGUGGUGGUUUUGUGCAAUUUUUGUCUACGGUAUUUCUUCUUACAAUAAAUGUGGAAACUUCAACUCCAGCUCUCUGAUUUGAAAUGCUUAUCUGAGGCAAAAUUCUGGGGAGGGUGUGUGUGUGGUGGGGAGGAAUCAGGCAUGGCGACCAAGGGCUGACCAGUUUAGCACAGAGGCAAACUCAUGGCCAACAAUAUGGCAUCAGGUAAACAAGAUGCUGAGGUUUUAGAUCUUAGAGUGGUAAAGAGUUUGUUAUAUGGGCAAAUUGACAUUAUUCAUAUAUAAAAGGGAGGGAGCAGUAGGGGAACCCAAAGAUGUACUGUACAGAUGUACAGAAGGUCUUUAAAGGAAAAUAUGAACCAGUGAAGAAUAACUAGGUUCACUGGCCACAGAAAGUGAGUUAAGUGGAAGGCUGGAAUGGAAAAUCAACUUUCUGCA